GGAAACCAGACUCCAUGGUUUUCGCCAAAUGGCUGAUUUGUAUUCGAGCGAAAUCGUUUGUUUUCUCAAACCGCGAAUGUUUUCUUUUCCCGAGUCUUAUCGGCGAGCUUUUUCAUGGACCUAAGUUACAUCUUUGUUUACUAAACAUGCGUCGCGAUCUGCAAACAGUCGUUCCGAAGACCCGGCGGUGCGAAAACAGCGUCUACUCCGACGUAAGCUGGCUUUUCCAGUCGAAUGAAUCCCAAAGCAAGUUUUAAAUGCAACAAAACGCCUUUAUUUUCGUUCUUGUCGUGCUUUUAUUCGAACAUUUCCCUCGCAUUCUUUGUACAUGCGCUCCUCGCCGGCAGUAGAAACUUCGCUAAGCUAACGAGCAGCUCGCAGAAAUGGAGAUCCACAUCUCGAGCCUCUUCCCGGAGAUCCUGGCGAUGAUCUUCAACUACCUGGACGUUAAAGGCAAAGGCAGAGUCGCUCAAGUGUGCACGGCAUGGAGGGAUGCUUCAUAUCACAAAUCCGUAUGGAGAGGAGUAGAAGCCAAACUCCAUCUGAGAAGAGCAAACCCGUCACUCUUUCCAAGCCUCCAAACCAGAGGCAUCAAAAAAGUCCAGAUCCUCAGUCUGAGACGAAGUCUUAGCUACGUUAUCCAAGGAAUGCCCAACAUCGAAAGCCUGAACUUGAGCGGAUGCUACAACCUUACCGACAAUGGUCUCGGUCAUGCCUUCGUCCAGGACAUUCCAUCAUUGAGGAUACUCAACCUCAGUCUUUGCAAGCAGAUCACUGAUUCCAGUUUGGGACGGAUCGCGCAGUAUUUAAAGAACUUGGAACUUCUGGAUCUCGGUGGGUGUAGUAAUAUCACCAACACGGGGUUGUUGCUUAUCGCUUGGGGCCUUCACAAUCUCAAAAGCCUGAAUCUGAGAAGCUGCCGACAUGUUUCAGAUGUAGGAAUCGGACACUUAGCAGGAAUGACCAGGAGCGCAGCGGAGGGCUGUUUGACUUUGGAGCACCUCACCCUUCAGGACUGUCAGAAGCUCACCGAUUUGUCCCUCAAGCACAUCUCCAAGGGUCUAAACAAGUUGAAAGUUCUCAACCUGAGUUUCUGCGGUGGGAUAUCCGACGCCGGGAUGAUCCACCUGUCACACAUGACCCAACUCUGGACGCUGAACCUGCGUUCCUGCGAUAAUAUUAGCGAUACAGGCAUUAUGCACCUCUCAAUGGGCGCUUUGAGGUUGUACGGCCUCGACGUGUCUUUCUGCGACAAAGUGGGCGACCAAAGUCUGGCUUACAUCGCGCAGGGCUUGUACCAACUCAAAUCCCUGUCCCUUUGUUCAUGCCACAUUAGUGAUGAUGGGAUUAACAGGAUGGUCCGGCAGAUGCAUGAGCUCAAGACGCUGAACAUCGGCCAGUGCGUACGCAUCACUGAUAAAGGCCUGGAGCUCAUUGCUGACCACCUAACCCAGCUGACAGGGAUCGACCUGUACGGUUGCACCAAAAUCACCAAAAGAGGACUGGAGAGAAUCACGCAGCUGCCCUGCCUUAAGGUGUUGAACUUGGGACUUUGGCAGAUGACCGAGGUCAAGGGUUUAGGAGACGCCUCUGAGAUCCUACCUUUAUACGCCUCCUAAAACUUCCGCUACCUCAGAUUUGUUUUAAAGACUCAUAUUAUUAAGACGCACAUCUGAAAAGAAAGGGGGCUGUUGUAGUUCAAAUUGAAUCAGCAAUAAAACACUGAGCAGCCUAUAUAGUCUGAAUGAUGACGCUUCCCUUGAAUGCCUUUUGUGUUGUUGUUGUUUUUCCUGUACUCGUUUAGAGCUUCAUAUUGAGGUUAAACUAACUUUUAUUCUCAUUUCCACUGACAAACACACUUUGUCACUGCCUUUAAGUAUUUAUCCUGAAAUACCAGCAUUAUACUGUGUGAUUGGAGGGAAAAUGUUUACUGUGGAUGGAAAAGCCGCCUGUUGGUUGUUUGGGAUUACUCCAUGGUAAAAUUGAACAUAUGCAAUUAAAACUUUGUUUAAAAAAAAAGAAGAGAAAAAAAGAAGGCCAGUUUGCUUGUUAAAGACCUACAAGAUGUCUGUUUAUUUUCCUAUGAUAAAUGAUUAAAGCUAAAGUUGUUUUUAACUAAA
Messenger RNA from Danio rerio (zebrafish), 2120 nucleotides. RefSeq names its product F-box and leucine-rich repeat protein 14a (gene fbxl14a). NCBI's taxonomy places the organism in Eukaryota, Metazoa, Chordata, Actinopteri, Cypriniformes, Danionidae. The record is from RefSeq and is marked provisional. Gene Ontology annotation, cellular component: cytoplasm.